Molecule: messenger RNA, 1279 nt
Organism: Drosophila nasuta
Lineage: Eukaryota; Metazoa; Arthropoda; Insecta; Diptera; Drosophilidae
Gene: IntS12
Product: integrator complex subunit 12
Exons: 1
Coding region: 199-1197 (332 amino acids)
Biological process (GO): snRNA 3'-end processing
Cellular component (GO): integrator complex
Source: RefSeq, a predicted model, not a curated record
AAGCAAUACCAGGGAUGUAGCGCACAAACAGCUGAUCGACUGUUCUAGGUGCCCUCGUAAAAUAUACAGCUGAGCUAGUAUAAUUUUGUUAGGUAUAUUUUCAAAUUUGCCACUUGCGGUCACACCAAAGCCUGUAGCUACAGUAAACAAGUUACAAUUACAUUUUAUUUUUAUUAUUAUUGCUUAUUGUCUUGAAUAAUGGCUGCCAACAUUGCGGCAGCCACUGCUGCAGGCGCUGAAGUCGAUCCAGUGCUAAAGAAAGCCGUCAAAUUGCUACACUCUAGCAACCCAAGCUCGGCCGCCGAGCUGCGCCUGUUGCUCGAUGAAGCGCUCAAGUUGCGCUUCGGCCCAGAGAAAACCAUAACAAAAAAUAUGAGCCAACGCAUGUUGGAUGACGAAGCUAACUUUCCGGGACGUGCCACUCCCCAACCUCCAGCGCAAACGUUAGCAACUGAUGAGAUUAUCAAUCUCACCAACUCACCCGAUAAAUUGCCAUCAGAGUCGCCGGACACGAUUGCGGACUCUGAUGAUGGCAGCGUUGGCGUUGGCUUGGCCAUAAGCGGUGUGCUUAACACCGGGGACACAGGUGACUUUGGUGACCUCAAUUGUUGUGUCUGUGGCGAAAUGGUCUUCAAAGCCACCAAUCGUCUGAUUGAGUGCUCCAAAUGCGGUGCACUUUAUCACCAGGAAUGUCAUAAUCCGCCCAUUACCAACGAGGAGGCUGCCGACGAUCAGGAGCACAUCUGGCAAUGCGAUGCGUGCUGCAGCAAACCAUCAACCAGUCGUGCAGCUGCCACACCAACGGCCACUGUAGCCGCUCCAACAACAACUGUUGUUAUUCCUGAUGAACCGAUGCCGCUGGCAAGCAAAGCUAAAUCAUCGGUGCCCUCAUCGCGUUCUUCGACCUCUUCGAACUCAUCGUCGCCCUUCUACAAACCUGAAGCGAGCAGCUCUACUAAUGCCAGCAGCAGUAGUAGCAGUAAACAUGGCCACAAAUCAUCCUCAUCAUCAUCCUCCAAGUCGCAUAAAGAGGAGCGUUCUACAAAAUCGGUGGCUCCCAGCUUAAGUGCCAUCAGCGUGACGGAGAAACACAGCAGUAGCGGCACUUCAUCACGACGCAGCAGCUCCAAUGCCAAGUCCAGUUCUAAGAGUUCUAAACAUCACGAGAGCAGCAGCAGCAAACGGCGCAAUAAAUAAGAUUAGUGUCUAUUACAAUAAAAAUUUUUAUAAAAACAAAAAAAUAGGAAAAUAAAAAUUAUUUGCUAAUUUGAUUUCUUUU